CCCGUCCUUUUUCAAGCCACAUGCGCAAACCACUACUUUUCUUUUUCCCCUCCACGACGAGAAUAAAAGUACCGUACUGUAGUCGAGUGAAAGCUAUCUCCCAGGACAAUAACUCGACAUUCGCGUAGCGGUUCUCGAUAAUGAAGGCGUGCGAUUUCUUGUUUCUAUUUACAAUACUACUCUUCAAUAGCAAUAGUAUUCUAGCUCUAUUAAGGUCUAAGCAUAACAAGGUAGUAACUUGUUAUGUUGCUUCCUGGGCCGUUUACAGACCUAAUAAUGGACAAUUCCAAGUACCCAAUAUUCCUGCAGAGCUUUGCACGCACCUCGUAUAUGCGUUCGCAGGAUUGAAUAGUACAUCGUGGACCAUUAGGAGCCUCGAUCCUUAUCUAGACAUUGAGAAUGGUAAUUACAAAAAUAUGACUCAACUUCAUGAACGACAUCCGAAUCUAAAAGUUCUACUUGCAAUCGGAGGAUGGAACGAAGGUAGUAAAAAUUAUUCCGAUCUCGUUUCAUCCCCUAAACAAAGAAGUACAUUUAUCAACAGCGUAGUAAACUUCCUUGGAAAAUAUAAUUUCAAUGGGUUCGAUUUAGAUUGGGAAUAUCCUGGAUCAGGAGGUAUUUUGGAGGACAGAGAAAAUUUUAUUGCUCUCGUAAAGGAAUUAAAAGAAGCGUUCAAGAAGUCGAAAUACCUGCUAACGGCAGCUUUAAGUGCUAAUCAAGGAACUAUCGAUACCGCAUACGAUAUUCCCGAAAUUUCCAAAUAUCUCGACUUUAUUCAUGUAAUGGGUUAUGAUUAUCAUGGAGUAUGGGAUAAAAAAGUGCUUCCAAAUGCGCCAUUAAAAAGCGAAAACGGUCACAGCGUGGUGGAUACACUCAAUUAUUUGUUACGUAAAGGUGCACCAGCGAAUAAAACAGUGUUAGGCUUGCCUAUGUAUGGAAGAACAUUUAUAUUAACGAGCAAAUUAAAUUCAUCUCAAGAAAGUCCAAUUAAUCGACCAGCCACUUCAGAUGGGUUCAAGGGUCCUUAUACUGGCGAAAAAGGUUUUAUGGGAUACAAUGAGAUUUGUGAAGAAUUAGUAAGUCGUACAAACAAUUGGAUAACUGGUUGGGAUGACAACAGCGAUACUCCCUACGCAGUUGAUAAUGAUCACGUUAUAGUAUAUGAUAAUCCAAAAAGUUUAAAAGCGAAGGUUGAACAUGCAAUGAGCUUGAAUUUAGCUGGUGUAAUGACAUGGAGUAUCGAUACCGACGAUUUUAAUGGAAAGUGCGCAUCUUUGAAAGACUCUCUAGACAGAACUGAAAUUACAUAUCCUUUACUAAGAUCAAUCAACAUGGUUUUAUCUCAAAGUGGUAAUAACAACGAUAAUGGAAACAACAAUGUUGACAACAACAACAACGGUAACACUGACGAUGACAACAAAGGCAAUAACGCAUCUUCCGUCGGGAGGGUCUCUUAUAGUUUUAUUUUAAUAACAUUAGCGUCUUUCAUAUAUUACAUUUGAAGUAAAUUCAUAAUGGCUGAAGAAAUUGUACCAAAAAAAUUUUGUAAAAAUUCGAUAUAUCCCAAAAACUGAUUUUUACUCAAUCGAAAAUAUUCCUUUCAAAUGUCUAUCCAUUUUUACGUUUAUGCUAACCGAUUGUAAUAAGUAUAAUAUGCAAAAUAUCACACUGUUUAUACUAAUCGCAUGUUAUUACAAUUAAUUGUGUAUAUAGAAAUAAAAAAAUUUUCUAUUUGAAUAAAUAAAAA
Molecule: messenger RNA, 1747 nt
Organism: Frieseomelitta varia
Lineage: Eukaryota; Metazoa; Arthropoda; Insecta; Hymenoptera; Apidae
Product: probable chitinase 2
Exons: 8
Coding region: 141-1502 (453 amino acids)
Biological process (GO): carbohydrate metabolic process; chitin catabolic process
Cellular component (GO): extracellular region
Molecular function (GO): chitinase activity; chitin binding
Source: RefSeq, a predicted model, not a curated record